AUGACUGAUAAUAAUUUAUCAGGACGAACGACUAAUUUGAAUCAUAAAAAACUUUCUCCAGGACCACCAAUUCAUUCAUUAUCUCCUUCAUCAGCAGUUAAUCAAAUUGUUGUUUCAUCACGUCAUCCAUAUGCAACAGAUAAUUCUCGUCGUACGAGUAUACGAUCAACAGCUGGUUCAAGUUCUUCGAAUUCUCGAAUUCGACAUACUUCAAAUGGUCAUUCAACAAUUCAAAUGGAACCUGGUCUUCAAGCAUUAUUUAUUGCCGAAGGUCGAGCUGCCGAUAUGAUUGCAACAGCACGUUUAAAGCGUAAUGAAUUAAUCCGACAAUCAAAUCGAGAGAGUCAAGCUGAAAUCGAAGUAUUUCGACAAGAACGUGAAGCUCAAUAUAGAAAAAAAUUACAUAAAGCAACACAACUCGAACAAUUUCAAGCAAAACUUAACAUAGAAAGACAUCAUUUAUUAGAACAAAUGGAUAAAAAUGCCAAAAAACAUCGAAAAACACUCGUCAAUUAUAUUAUUCAUUGUGUUAUUGAUCAAAUCCCUGUUGAACCACAUCCAAAUACAAAACGUGUUAUUUUCUAG
This is a messenger RNA of Rotaria sordida, 585 nucleotides long. Lineage: Eukaryota; Metazoa; Rotifera; Eurotatoria; Philodinida; Philodinidae. The record is from the annotation of a GenBank genome assembly.